This is a messenger RNA of Dipodomys spectabilis (banner-tailed kangaroo rat), 1109 nucleotides long. RefSeq names its product Yip1 interacting factor homolog B, membrane trafficking protein (gene Yif1b). Gene Ontology annotation, cellular component: Golgi membrane; COPII-coated ER to Golgi transport vesicle; endoplasmic reticulum membrane. Gene Ontology annotation, biological process: endoplasmic reticulum to Golgi vesicle-mediated transport. Lineage: Eukaryota; Metazoa; Chordata; Mammalia; Rodentia; Heteromyidae. The transcript has 8 exons. Bases 48 to 986 code for a protein of 312 amino acids. The record is from RefSeq and is a predicted model, not a curated record.
GCGGCGGCGGCGGCGACGGCGGCGUGGCGCGGCGGCGGCGGUGAAAGAUGCACCCGGCAGGCUUGGCGGCGGCGGGGACGCCGCGGCUGCGUAAGUGGCCCUCCAAGCGAAGGGUCCCAAUGUCCCAGCCAGGCAUGGCAGACCCCCACCAGCUUUUUGACGACACCAGUUCAGCCCACAGCCGGGGCUAUGGCGCUCAGCGGGCACCAGGCAACCUGGGCUACCCCGCCACCUCUGCGUCCCCCCAGGCAGCCUUCUUAACAAAUCCUGUUUCUGACAUGGCCGUGGCCUAUGGGAGCAGCCUGGCGGCCCAGGGCAAGGAACUUGUGGAUAAGAAUAUCGACCGCUUCAUCCCUGUCUCGAAGCUCAAGUAUUACUUCGCUGUGGACACAGUGUAUGUGGGCAAAAAACUGGGCCUGCUCAUCUUCCCUUACCUACACCAGGACUGGGAGGUACAGUACCAGCAGGACACCCCUGUGGCACCCCGCUUUGAUGUCAACGCUCCGGAUCUCUACAUUCCAGCGAUGGCUUUCAUCACCUACAUCUUGGUGGCAGGACUUGCACUGGGAACCCAGGACAGGUUUUCCCCAGACCUUCUGGGACUCCAGGCAAGCUCAGCUCUGGCCUGGCUGACCGUGGAGGUGCUAGCCAUCCUGCUCAGCCUCUACCUGGUCACAGUCAACACCGACCUCACCACCAUCGACCUGGUGGCCUUCUUGGGCUACAAAUAUGUCGGGAUGAUCGGCGGGGUCCUCAUGGGCCUGCUCUUUGGGAAGAUUGGCUACUACCUGGUUCUGGGCUGGUGUUGCAUGUCCAUCUUUGUGUUUAUGAUCCGAACCCUGCGGCUGAAGAUCCUGUCGGAGGCGGCGGCGGAGGGGGUCCCGGUGCGCGGGGCGCGCAACCAGCUGCGCAUGUACCUGACCAUGGCGGUGGCGGCGGCGCAGCCCCUGCUCAUGUACUGGCUCACCUUCCACCUGGUGCGGUGAGCCCGGCCCGGUUCCCGCAGACUCAUCUCACCCCCGGCUGGCCCGGCCCGGCCUCCCACCCUCCCCGCCAAGGUGCUGAUUUUUUCCUGCUGCACAAGGAAACAAUAAACCUGACGUUCCGCG